CUCCCACCUUAAAACCUGCGCCUUCCUUCGUGCAGACUUUGUCUUUCCUCCAUCACUCUGCGAUAGAAUAGACAGCCUUGCAUCUCUGUCUUCUUCGCGCACAUCUCUUUUCUUGAUACCCCAUCCAUUCUCUCUCGCACAUUUACAAUGGCCAAGUCCAAGACCAAGGAGAGCAAGAAGGCCGCUGAGGCCCUUGCCGUCAAGGACGCCGGCGUCACCAAGGCGUCGCAGACCCCCAAGGCGAAGUCCAAGGAUGCCGCCAAGGCCGCCGCUAAGAAGGUGGUGAAGGAGAAGGAGGAGCCUUCCAAGAAGAAGAAGAAGGUCGUCGAGCCUGAGUCUUCGUCCGAGUCCGAGGAGGAGGAGGAGGAGUCCGACUCCGACUCGUCUGAGAGCUCCGAGUCUGAGGAGGAGAAGCCCGUCAAGAAGGCCGCCGUCAACGGCAAGACCAAGGUCAAGGCCGAGACCGAGUCUUCUGACUCUGACUCUGACUCCGAGAGCGAGUCUGAGGACGAGAAGCCCGCCAAGAAGGCCGCCGUCAACGGCAAGGCCAAGAAGGCCGCUGCUGCGUCCGACUCCGACUCCGACUCCGACAGCGAGUCUGAUUCUGAGGAGCCCAAGAACGGCGUCAAGGUUGAGGCUGAUUCUGACUCUGACUCGUCGGAUUCUGACGAGGAGAGUGAGGAUGAAAAGCCCGCCGUCAAGGCUGAGUCUGAUGAUUCUGAGGAUGACUCCGAGGACAGCGACGACUCUGAGGAGGACUCCGAUGAGGCUGUCCCUGAUGCCGAGGCCACCGAGCCUGCCCGUGCUGCCAAGAAGCGCAAGGCCGAGACUGAAAUCGACGAGGCUCCCAAGAAGGCCAAGACCGAUGCUGCCACGACCCUCUUCGCCGGUAGCCUGAGCUGGGGCGUUGAUGACAACACUCUGUAUGAGGCCUUCAAGGACUUCGAGGGCCUUGUCAACGCUCGUGUCGUCACCGACAAGAUGUCUGGUCGCAGCCGUGGCUUCGGCUAUGUCGACUUCAACGACUCCGACGCUUGCACCAAGGCCUACGAGGCCAUGCAGGGCAAGGAGAUUGAUGGUCGUGCCAUCAACCUUGACUACGCCAACGCCAAGCCCGCCGACGCCAACCCCCAGGCUCGUGCUGCCGACCGCGCCAAGAGGCACGGCGACAAUGUCAGCCCCGAGAGUGACACCCUCUUCGUUGGGAACCUUCCUUUCGAUGUCGAUCAGGACAGCGUCAGCGAGUUCUUCAAUGCCGUCCGUGCCGUCACCAGCGUUCGCCUGCCCACCGAUCCUGAUUCGGGUAAUCUUAAGGGCUUCGGCUAUGUCAGCUUUGGAUCUAUUGAGGAUGCCAAGGCUGUCUUCCAGGAGCUCAACGGUGCUCCCAUUGGCAACGGCCGCAUGUCGCGCAGCGUCCGUCUCGACUACGCCAGCGCCCGUCCUCCUCGUGAGGGUGGCGGCUUCGGUGGUGGCCGUGGCGGUGGCCGUGGCGGCGGUCGUGGUGGUUUCGGUGGCCGUGGUGGUGGUCGCGGCGGCGGCGGCGGCUUCGGUGGUCGCGGCGGUGGCGGUCGUGGUGGUCGCGGCGGUUUCAACCGUGGCGGCGGCGGCGGCGGUUACUCCGGGACUAAGGUCACGUUCGAUUAAGAGGGAUCCUGAGGGCUACCAGCGGGCGAUUCCAGAACAAAGUGGGCUAGUGGGCUGUCGUUUUCAACACAAGUUGAGGGUUCGUCUCUGACGACUCUGUGGGCUUUGAGAAAGUCGCUCCCUCGCGGAGCGGCGAUAGACCUGGGGGCUUUUCUUCACUUGGACCGUGGGCUCGUGGCGCCGCCCUCUCUCAUGAGGGUUUGCCGGAUGGCUUAUCUCGAGGCUUUUUGAUUGUGGGCAUUGUGCAAGAACUGUCGCCUCACGACAGUAUACCAGUGGGCUUCUGAGGGAUUUGUCGGCUGAUUUGGGAUCUGUCCUUGGCGAUGUCUUUGGAUGUCACCGAGCGACCCAACUUGACUCUGCGAAUACUUCUAGGGGACCUGGGGGCUCUUCAAACGCAAAUACUUGAACUCGUCUGGGGGCGUCGUCUCACGCGGAGGCGCGCACCGCUACCGUCUUUACGGUUGUAUCACUUUCCAGGGCUUGCUUUCUAGUCGCAUCGGACCGGGUAAGUAUUUGCAAUGAACUCGCGAUGUUUGGUGUACACCACGGCGUUAGGGGCAGGGAAAAAGCACCAAUCUAAUUAUACUACCGACUUGUAAUGUAUCGUGGCCUCUUGGUGAUGUUUG
Molecule: messenger RNA, 2273 nt
Organism: Purpureocillium takamizusanense
Lineage: Eukaryota; Fungi; Ascomycota; Sordariomycetes; Hypocreales; Ophiocordycipitaceae
Gene: NSR1
Product: nuclear localization sequence binding protein
Exons: 3
Coding region: 148-1644 (498 amino acids)
Biological process (GO): mRNA processing
Cellular component (GO): nucleus
Molecular function (GO): RNA binding
Source: RefSeq, a predicted model, not a curated record